CGUAGUACGAUUAGUAAAUGCGCCCGUCUCACCGUCUGUCACAUCAGCUGCAACGCUGGCAGGAGACUAGGGACAUUAAAAUUAAUAGACGCCCGUGUUUACCUUCAUUUAUUUAGGAAGGUAGGAAACGAACGAACUCCUAAAACACAUUGACCUGUGUUGAUUCUGUCACAUUUGUAACUGCUGUUAACUCAAGAGGAGACAAUGCUUCAGUGUAUGUCGGGAAGUUCGUGUAUGCGUGUGGUAGACGGGUACAAGUCUACGUGGUAUUUCUUGAUUUUGGUUGUAUCGUACGUUUUAUAUUUGAUAUUCGGAGCGCUUGUGUUUUCCGCGGUGGAGCUGCCAUAUGAGGAGCAGCUUCGACAACAGCUCCGGACCGAGAAACAGCAGUUUUUACAGGAUAACGAAUGUGUGUCCGAAGAAAAACUUGAGGAGUUUUUAUUGAGAGCUUUGGAGGCGAGUAACUACGGUGUGUCGGUUUUACAAAAUGCUACUAUUAACUGGAACUGGGAUUUCACAUCGUCGUUGUUCUUCACCAGCACGGUGCUUACCACCACAGGGUAUGGCCACACCGCGCCUCUGUCAGAUGGGGGUAAAGCCUUCUGCAUCAUUUUCUCAGUGGUGGGAAUCCCAUUCACACUUCUGUUCCUGACUGCAGUGGUCCAAAGGAUCAUGGAGUUCAGUACCCGCAGGCCCGUGGAGUAUCUGCACCGGCGCUGGGGCAUGUCUAAGCCUCUGCUGGCAGCCAUGCACGCUUCCCUGUUAGCUAUUAUUAUUGUGUCCUGUUUCUUCCUCAUACCCGCCAUCAUCUUCUCAGUCCUGGAGGAAGACUGGAAUUUCCUGGAGUCUUUCUAUUUUUGCUUCAUCUCUCUAAGUACCAUUGGUUUGGGCGACUAUGUACCGGGAGAGGGCUACCACCAGAAGUUCAGAGAACUCUAUAAAUUGGGCAUUACUCUCUACUUGAUAUUGGGUUUGAUCGCUAUGUUGGUGGUUCUGGAAACCUUCUGUGAGCUGCAGCAGAUGAAGAAACUCAGGAAGAUGUUCUACCUGAGAAAGCAGAAGACCGAGGACGAGCUUAACAUCGUGGAUCACGAUCACCUCUCUUUCGCCUCUGUGUCUGACCAGGCAGCCUCUAUUAAAGAAGAUAAGAGCGAUCUGUUUCCUGACGAUGUGAUCAAUGCUUCUCCCACCCUUGAUAAUGGACAAAUGGACAGAUGAGAUUCUCUGAAUAGAUCUGUUAUCUGUGAAUAUUGAACCCUCUGAGGCACAACACAAUUGUCAUAUUUCUCAACUUAGGGCAUAAAUACUGUUAAAUACUAUAUGUCACAAUACUCAAAUAAAAAAAACUACAGUACUAUAGAUAUAGAUACUUGAAAUACAGGUUGAAGUUAUUUUAAAAUGGAAAAAGUGUAACUUGAAGAACAUAUAACUUGUCAGAACAGCUACUGAUAUGAAAAAUAUCAGAUGGUAACGUGGUUAUGUGGCCAUAGACUUGCUUUACAUAAUACUCUUCAUACUAGGUGGCUUAAAAGGGAAGGAUAUCCUGUAAUUUUAAUGCAAAUCAUGCCUUCAAGUAUAUCUUUAUCACUAUUAGUUAGUCAUCGCCAAACUGCAUUAUAUUUUGUAAUAUACAGGGGCAGGUCCCUGGUUAAUUUCUUUGUAAGUCUACAUUCCUUUAAUUACGUAAAUAAAACAUAAAGGGUGUUUAAGAUAUAUUUAUGUUUAUUUUCUCAGAUUUAGUAGAGGGAUUCAGACAAUCAAAAAUUAAAAUACUAUCUCUGGAAGGGAUUUUCUCCGCCUUUUCAAGCCAUUUUGGCUCUUGGGGUUCAUGUUUUUUUUAGACAGGAACAGUUGUCCUCCAUAAGGGAGAGAUAUUGAGCAUUGAGUGUUCUUGCUGCUGUGUUGUAAGGAGGGAGUCACAUUUGUGAAUCUGAAUAUUCUUAUGAUUGACUGGGUAUUGCUAAAGGAAUUACAUUAUUUUUUUAAAUAAUUAGUUUAUUGUUAUAAUUUGUUAUGAGAUGCACUUUAACGAAAUAAACUGGACGUUUUUUGUUUUA
Triplophysa dalaica is the source of this 2057-nucleotide messenger RNA. RefSeq names its product potassium channel, subfamily K, member 1a (gene kcnk1a). Gene Ontology annotation, molecular function: potassium ion leak channel activity. The record is from RefSeq and is a predicted model, not a curated record. The coding region runs from base 205 to 1218 and encodes 337 amino acids. Lineage: Eukaryota; Metazoa; Chordata; Actinopteri; Cypriniformes; Nemacheilidae. Gene Ontology annotation, cellular component: membrane. Gene Ontology annotation, biological process: stabilization of membrane potential; potassium ion transmembrane transport. The transcript has 3 exons.